AUGGCAAGACAGGGAGGGUUCUACGCCGUUCGAAAGGGCAGGGAAACUGGGAUCUUCAAUACAUGGAAAGAAUGCAAAAACCAGGUGGAUGGUUAUGGUGGUGCAAUUUAUAAAAAAUUUAACAAUUAUGAGCAAGCCAAGUCUUUCCUAGGCCAUUCAAAUGAUAUAUCUAACUACAGAAGUUCGGCGCAUACCGGAGGCCAAAUUGGUAAGCCUCAUACCACUCAAAAGCGAGUUCAGGUGAAGAAUCUGCCCCCUUCUUAUUAUUCCUCAUUGGCAUCGUCAUCCGCAUAUUCGCCUUCACGCUCUGGUAAUAAAAACACCUUUUAUUCAGUAAAGAGUAACGUUCCCAAUGUCGAAAGCAAAAUCUUCAAUAAUUGGAAAGACUGCCAAGCCUAUGUCAAGCAUAAAAGAGGUAUAACGUUCAAAAAGUUUGAAGAUGAAUCAGCUGCGGAAAACUUCAUAAACGGAGUCAGUGCGCAUGAUUACAAGCUUAUGAAUGUACCGAAGGACAUUUUUGAAUCUAAGUAUAAGCUUUCUGGCAAUACCAUAUAUGACAGGUCAAUGAACGUUUAUUGUGAUGGUUCAAGCUUCGGUAACGGCACGUCAUCUUCAAGGGCAGGCUAUGGUGCAUAUUUUGAAGGAGCACCUGAGGAAAACAUUUCUGAACCCUUAUUGUCGGGAGCCCAAACUAAUAAUAGAGCUGAAAUCGAAGCAGUUUCAGAAGCCUUAAAGAAAAUUUGGGACAAUUUAACAAAUGGAAAGGACAAAGUAAAUUAUCAAAUCAAAACUGAUUCAGAGUACGUAGCCAAGUUAUUAAACGACAGGUACACGACGUAUGAUAAUAAGAAACUGGAAGGUCUGCCCAAUUCUGAUUUAAUUGUUCCUUUAGUACAGAGAUUUGUUAAAGUUAAAAAGUACUAUGAGUUGAAUGAAGAAUGCUUCAAAAAUAAUGGUAAAUUUCAGAUUGAAUGGGUAAAAGGUCACGACGGUGAUCCAGGGAAUGAAAUGGCAGAUCUUCUGGCGAAAAAAGGUGCAUCCAGGCGAUAA
Saccharomyces paradoxus is the source of this 1050-nucleotide messenger RNA. RefSeq names its product RNA-DNA hybrid ribonuclease (gene RNH1). Gene Ontology annotation, molecular function: nucleic acid binding; RNA-DNA hybrid ribonuclease activity; magnesium ion binding. Bases 1 to 1050 code for a protein of 349 amino acids. The record is from RefSeq and is a predicted model, not a curated record. The transcript has a single exon. Lineage: Eukaryota; Fungi; Ascomycota; Saccharomycetes; Saccharomycetales; Saccharomycetaceae. Gene Ontology annotation, biological process: DNA replication, removal of RNA primer.